This is a messenger RNA of Zingiber officinale, 2561 nucleotides long. RefSeq lists its product as uncharacterized. Gene Ontology annotation, cellular component: endoplasmic reticulum. The record is from RefSeq and is a predicted model, not a curated record. The coding region runs from base 1 to 2409 and encodes 802 amino acids. NCBI's taxonomy places the organism in Eukaryota, Viridiplantae, Streptophyta, Magnoliopsida, Zingiberales, Zingiberaceae. Gene Ontology annotation, biological process: ubiquitin-dependent protein catabolic process. The transcript has 4 exons. Gene Ontology annotation, molecular function: ubiquitin-like protein conjugating enzyme binding; ubiquitin protein ligase activity; metal ion binding.
AUGGUAACGCAGCCUGCGACUGCUGCGUCUGGGCAGGAGCCUGCCACUGAGGCGGUGUUGGAUAUUGUGCCAGAGAAGUCUGAGAGGGCGGCGACUGAUACUGCACCGAUGGCUGGGACUGCGUUUGAUACUGAGCCUGUGGCUGGGGUUGUAGCUGAUACUUCCCCUGAGUCAGAUAAUGAGGUCCCGGAAUGGAGCUCUGGGGUACUAUGGGAGUACUGGGGUGCUCCUGUCCGAGCAUGCCAAAUGCAGCUGCUGAAGGGGAAGCUGUUCCCUGCUGGUGGUGUGAGGGUGGAAAUCUCCGCCCUCCUCAUUCCAAGUAACCACGCGAUUGCGAAGCACUGCGUUAACUCACGAAUAUCUGCCCUUUCACAUGCCUUAAUUGUUUGUUAUUCGGCAAACCAGUGGACCUACCCUGCGUUGAAUGAUCAAGCACGUAUCCGGAUUCUGAUCGGACGAUGCUGCGUAGCCCACUGGCGCAUCUGCCUCGCCGAGUUCCUCCCUAUAAAAGGUUUAAUACUCCGCUCGUCCCCUGGCAGCCGCGAGGGGGACGGAAGGGAAAAAAAGGGAAACCCAAAUGUCCCAAUUUCUCGUCGCUCCGCCCCCAAAUCCUGGAGGAUGGAUCUGAACCUCUAUUUGGGUCUACCUCGUUCGCCGCCGCCUCGCAGUCGCGAUCUAGGGUCUGAUCUCUCUCUUAACUCGUUGCGCUGGUCGUCUCCUGUUACCACCGUCGAGGAAAGGGGCUCAUCAAUUCCUAUGUCUGGCGCUGUGGAACCUUCGGAGUCUCACCCCGCUUCGUACUCUUCCUCGCACGAGGAGUACAAUCCUGAGCUGCCUGUUGCUCUCCCGGAGGAUAGAGAUGGCACUCCGGAUCCCCCGUACUUACCUCCCUUUGGGCAAUAUUGGCAGUUUGAACUACCCCCUGAACCUGAAGGAGCUGAUGCCUCGUACUCUCCUCCUAUCAUCCAUACCUCACCCGCUGCACAGGAAACUGAAGCGCGUUCAGUCCAGGAUGUCAGCCCCCAAACUCUUUAUGAUCCUACAUCACCGCCGAUAUUCCCACCUGAUGGUGUAGCGUACUUGCAGCCUUAUUUUACUGGCUCGACAAGCUCACAAGGACAUGAAACUGCUACUUUUAGCUUUUAUCCAACACCUUCUUCUCCAAGUAGUGACUUCCUGUCUGUAAAUGGUGGAGUCCCUUCGAGGCCUGAGCCUCUUCGCCCUUCAGAUUCUUGUUUCAGGAGGUUUGUUGAACGGCCAAGCAGACGAUUUCGGUCUACACUUCCACAGGUUAAUGAGAGAUUUAGUUUUGGAUCCCCAUCGAUACCUAAUCCUGAACUGUCAGUGCCUGAUAUAGUCAGCUCCCAAAGACCUCCAGAAUGCAAUGGGAAGCAUAAAUUAAAGACUGAAAACAAAGCAGAAGAUGCUUCAGAAGGAGGAGAAGAGAAAGGAAGAAAUGCUGCUAACUUUGAGUGCAACAUCUGCUUUGAUAUGGCUGCGGAACCUGUUGUUACAUCAUGCGGCCAUUUAUUUUGCUGGCCGUGUUUAUAUCAGUGGUUGCAUGUCCAUUCAGAACAUAAAGAAUGCCCUGUCUGCAAGGGAGAGGUAAAUGAAUCAAAUGUCACACCUAUUUAUGGUAGGGGGAAUUCACAACCAAAUGUUGAGAAGAAAUCUGUGGAAGAUGCAGAAUCUGCUGUUAAAAUACCACCAAGGCCAAGUGGAAAUAGAUUAGAAAGCUUUAGGCAGCAAUUUUGGCCUGUUUCAAGGAGACUGGGUGAGGGGAUUGCGGCAACAUGGAGACGCCUCUUUGAUCAGCAUUUCCAUACUGGUAGUAGAUAUGAAUCAUACGCAAACCCAUAUCUCCAAGAAUUGUAUGAAAAUGUUCAACGCAGAGCUUUGAUUAGGCUCAGGCCAAGAAGACUGCAAAGGGAUAUGAAUCCUGAAAGUGGACGGGUAGCUGGAGAUCCUAGUCAGCCUGCAAACAACGUGCCUAGCUCGAAUAGAAGUACAACAGAUUCUAUUUUUCGAGACGGUGUUACUUUUUGGCACCAGUUUAUGCAUGAUCGUGGUGUUGAUCGCUUAGCUUCUAUCGCAGCUGAUUUUGAGAGAGUAGUUGGAAGGUUAACUCGUAAUGCCGGAAAUGGUGCAUCUACAUCAGUUGAUCCUCCAACUACUGAACCUCUCGCUAGCAGGCCUCUAGCAGAAGUAGCAUUGUCUGCUGAUCAGGCCUCUGGUUCUAGCACCAUGGCUGUGAUACAAGGUGAUGUUGUUAUGUCUGAGGCUCCAGCAGAACCUCAAAGUGUGGGAUCGUCUCCGAGCAAUAGGAGGAGAGGUAGAAGCAGCACAUCUGGUUCAUAUGAUGUUGAUGGAGGUGCACUACACUCAUUUAAGAGAAGAAGAUUGAACUAAAUCAUCUUGACUUGUUGUUUAGGCUAGUUCUACUUAUUUUGCCUUUUUGUUAGGCCGUGUGCUUAGAUAAAUCCAAUGGAUUUUAUUUUUAGUUUGUUGUAUAAUGUUUUUCUUAAUCUUAAACUUUAUAAUCAUGGUAUUAUUUGAUCCAA